Molecule: messenger RNA, 282 nt
Organism: Funneliformis geosporum
Lineage: Eukaryota; Fungi; Glomeromycota; Glomeromycetes; Glomerales; Glomeraceae
Source: the annotation of a GenBank genome assembly
AUGUAUAUUUUACUUUAUAUUGGGCGAAAACUUCAAACCAUUAAUCCUCAACAUCGUAAAGGGGCUAUUUCAUCACAAAAUGGACAUUUCAAAAUUAAUAGUAUAGCGAGAACAAUUCCUUUUCACCCUGAUUUUAGUCAAUUUGUGGAAAGAUGCAUAUCAGUAUCAAUUUUAUUCGCCCAUAUUUUUAGUCAACUUAUGGAAUAUGCAAUGAUUUUCAUGAGUGCAAGUAUUUAUGAGUUCCGGCAUAAUGAUCAUACUCCUGCACCAGAUCGGAUCUAA